AUGUCUAUUUCAUUAAAUUUUCCGGUUACCUUUUGCAUUUCAUAUAGCCGCUUUUAUUAUACAUUGGGCAAUAUACGCCGAACACGGUCUCACCUCAAUUCCAUUCAACUACUUGGACUAGUGUCUAGUAAGCAUCUCAAGAUAUAUGGUGUGGAACCUGUGCUAAGAGCAUUUCUUAGAGACCUUCAAAAAUUAGAACAGGUUGGUGGCUAUGAGUUUAUAAUAAAUAAUCAGCGAAGAUGCUUUGCAGGAACAAUUGCAUUUAUAUCUGGAGAUAAUCUUGGUUCACAAUAUCUUGGUGGGUUUAAGCAAGGAUCACAGUCUUACAGAAAAUGCAGAGUCUGUAUGGGAAAUGCUACAGAAAUAACUGAAAUGUUUCAUGAGGAUGACUUUGUUUUGAACAGUGCAAGGUUACAAUGA
Xenia sp. Carnegie-2017 is the source of this 420-nucleotide messenger RNA. RefSeq lists its product as uncharacterized. The transcript has 3 exons. The record is from RefSeq and is a predicted model, not a curated record. The coding region runs from base 1 to 420 and encodes 139 amino acids. Lineage: Eukaryota; Metazoa; Cnidaria; Anthozoa; Malacalcyonacea; Xeniidae.